Messenger RNA from Pseudocercospora fijiensis CIRAD86, 516 nucleotides. RefSeq lists its product as uncharacterized. Lineage: Eukaryota; Fungi; Ascomycota; Dothideomycetes; Mycosphaerellales; Mycosphaerellaceae. The transcript has a single exon. The annotation marks the transcript as partial. The record is from RefSeq and is a predicted model, not a curated record.
AUGUCGAAACGCAGUCUGAUUACCAACAUUACUCCGCUGCCGUCGUCCAUCUCGCGCGAGACGGCGGUGGCACAGCUCCACGACCAUCAUGCUAUGAUCGAGCUGAACCCUCUGGUGCUCCGACACAAACCCACCGACCCGCCGCCGAACGCAACUCCCGACGAGGCUCAGCUUGCCACUUGGUAUCUCAUUACCGAUCAAAUCCACUAUCUCCCGGGCGGAGCAGUGAAAGGCGAAGUGUCGUACAAAGCCUGCUUCUACGAUCUGCCGCUCGGAAUUCAAACGCACGUCUUCGCACCCGCAGGCGUUGACAUCAAGAGCAAAUGGAGUGUUGGUGGUAACGUACCUGGAACGGAACCCAGAGAGGCUUCAGAGCUGGGUGUGAACAAGCCGAGAGAUGGAUUGUACAUCAAAGAAGAGCUGGAUUUGAGGUGUAAUCUGUUCGUGAGCAAUUUUGUGAAGAAGAAUCUGAAGAAGUCACAUCUCGUGGUCGUCGACAAGAUCAUAGAACGAGCC